Messenger RNA from Ostrinia furnacalis (Asian corn borer), 5375 nucleotides. RefSeq names its product gamma-aminobutyric acid type B receptor subunit 2 (gene GABA-B-R2). Gene Ontology annotation, cellular component: membrane; G protein-coupled receptor heterodimeric complex. The transcript is spliced from 31 exons. Gene Ontology annotation, biological process: G protein-coupled receptor signaling pathway; gamma-aminobutyric acid signaling pathway. Gene Ontology annotation, molecular function: G protein-coupled GABA receptor activity. The coding region runs from base 234 to 4388 and encodes 1384 amino acids. The record is from RefSeq and is a predicted model, not a curated record. Lineage: Eukaryota; Metazoa; Arthropoda; Insecta; Lepidoptera; Crambidae.
UGAAAGGUGCUUCUGAAAUCGCCCUGAGAUAGUUGAAGCAGUGUUCAGCUGAAAAUGGGGAUCUGUUCCGGAUUUUCAGACGUGCCAUGCUGAGGAUCGUACUCUAACGGUAGGAGAUGUGGUAGGAUAUGGUGGCUGGCGUUAGGAUGUGAUACUGGCGUGUGUGGAACUGGUAGGACGUGCAGUGUGAAGCAAAAGGCAUAGUUCGCGGACUCGAUAACCUGGCCACCAUCAUGCUGCUCCUGAUCCUGGCGCUCGUCAGCAUCACGCAGGGGACUCCCCAGAAGCCGAAUCUGGACGCCAUCUUGAACCGAAGGACUGACGUCUACAUCGCCGGCUUCUUUCCUUUUGGGAAGGGCGUGGAAAACUCCAACACUGGUCGCGGGGUGAUGCCGAGCGUGAAGCUGGCGCUGGACCACGUCAACGAGCACGACUCCGUGCUGAGGAACUACCGCCUGCACAUGUGGUGGAACGACACUGAGUGCAACGCCGCAGUGGGGGUGAAAUCCUUCUUCGACAUGAUGCACAGCGGCCCGCACAAGCUGAUGCUGUUCGGCGCUGCGUGCACGCAUGUCACCGACCCCAUCGCGAAGGCUUCCAAGCACUGGCACCUCACACAGUUGUCGUAUGCAGAUACCCAUCCAAUGUUCACCAAGGAAGCUUUCCCAAACUUCUUUCGGAUCGUGCCGUCGGAGAACGCAUUCAAUCUACCUCGAAUCAGGCUGCUGCAGCAUUUCAACUGGACCAGGGUGGGCACUAUCUACCAGAACGAGCCGAGAUACGCACUGGCACACAACCGUCUCCUAGCUGAUCUGGACUCAAACGGAUUUCUCAUAGAAGAAACUCAAAGCUUCGCGACUGAAGUGAGGACUGCCCUCUCCAAACUGAAGGAGAAAGACGUCAGGAUCAUUCUUGGGAAUUUCAACGAGACCUGGGCUGUGAGGAUCUUUUGUGAGGCUUACAAGUUGGAAAUGUACGGACGAGCCUACACAUGGCUCCUGCUGGGUACAUACAGCAGCAAAUGGUGGAUGCGGCGAGCGCCGUGCUCUAAGAGAGACUUGUCCACCGCCCUCGACACUACUAUCCUGACGGACCUUCUGCCUCUAUCGACCACUGGGGAGAUGACUGUUUCAGGGAUUACUGCUAAAGAUUAUCAAGUGGAAUAUGACAGAAGACGAGGCCUAGAAUACUCUAGGUUCCAUGGUUACACCUAUGAUGGUAUUUGGGCAAUGGCAUUAGCCAUACAAACUGUCGCACAGCGAGUGAAGUUGAAAUAUAAAGAGAAAACGGUUCAGGACUUUAGAUAUCGGGAUAAAGAAUGGGAGCAGCUGUUCCUGGAUGCUCUGAGCAACGUCACCUUUGAAGGAGUUACGGGUCCAGUCAGAUUCUACGACAACGAACGCAAGGCGUCUAUACUGCUGAAACAGUUCCAAGGAGACCAAGUGGGAGAAGUCAAGGUUGGGGAAUACUGUGCUGAGAGAGACCACCUCGACCUGACUAGCGGGGAGCCCUUCAAAUGGGUGGGCAAGAAUCCACCCAAAGACCGCACCCUUCGUCUGAUCGAGCACACGCAGGUGAACAUCACCAUCUACUCCGUGCUGGUCUCCUGCUCCAUCCUCGGUAUCCUUCUGGCGACUGGUUUCCUCGCGAUGAACAUACAUUAUAGGAACCAGCGGUACAUUAAAAUGUCUUCACCUCACCUGAACAAUCUGAUCAUCGUGGGCUGCAUGCUGACGUACCUCAGCGUGGUAUUCCUCGGUCUGGAUUCCAGCCUCAGCAGCAUCGCUGCUUUCCCAUACAUCUGUACUGCCAGAGCCUGGCUUUUGAUGGCUGGUUUCAGCCUGGCUUUUGGAGCCAUGUUCUCAAAGACUUGGCGCGUCCACUCCAUCUUCACGGACGUGAAAUUGAACAAAAAGGUAAUCAAGGAUUAUCAACUGUUCAUGGUGGUGGGUGUUCUGCUGGCCAUAGACCUUGCCAUCAUGACCACGUGGCAGAUUUCAGACCCUUUCUACAGGGCAACCAAGCAGAUGGAGCCGUAUCCACAUCCUUCAAGCGAAGAUAUCGUCAUAGUCCAAGAAAACGAGUACUGCCAGUCAGAAAGGAUGACCAUUUUCAUCGGAAUCAUCUAUGCUUACAAGGGUCUUUUGCUGGUUUUCGGAGCGUUCCUGGCGUGGGAAACCCGUCACGUCUCCAUCCCAGCCCUCAACGACUCGAAGCACAUUGGACUGUCAGUCUACAACGUCCUGAUCAUGUGCAUCAUGGGAGCGGCUAUUGCCUUGGUGUUAUCAGAUCACAAGGACGCUCUGUUCGUCCUAAUUGCCAUCUUCAUAAUAUUCUGCACCACGGCUACACUGUGCUUGGUGUUUGUGCCAAAGCUCCUAGAACUCCGCCGCAACGGCCAACCAGGAGCAGCGCCCAGCAGGAUCAGAGCCACUCUACGACCUGCCUCCACUCACGAGUGCAGGUCUCCAGGUCCUGAGCUCGAGAGGAGGUUGAAGGAACUAAGGCAGUACAACAAUCGAUAUCGGCGCACGCUGCAGGCGAAGGAAAAUGAACUACAGAUGCUGCUUAGCAAACUUGGAAGUGAUGCAGGCUCAGAAUCUUCAACCCGGGACUCUAGAUCUCCUGCAACACAGAGGACCAGGCUUCCAGUGCCUAAAGACAACAUUAGCCAUCCAGAAACCAGUGAUAUUACGUCAGUCUGCAGUCUCAGUGCCUCAGCUGGAGCAGAAGCGGAAUACAUCAACCUACAGAAUCAACAAUCUGCUGAAAAGCCAAAGCCUUCAGCUCCUCCAGAACCAUUGAAGGAACCACCUCCCAAAGAGCCAAAGAAGGAGCAAACCAAGAACGUUUCCUUCAAGAAUCACUUGGACUACACCAGCCCACCUGCUUCAAAAGCUGUUCCUGAAAAGGAUCAGUUGGCAAAACUGCCUUAUGGGUGGACAGCUGAGGUGGAUAACGUAGAACCCACGUCCAAAAUGUCCACCAAGAUGUCGGAGCCUAUCAAGGCCGAAACUAAAACCAUAUCCGCCCUGAAACCCAGCGACACCCCCACUGCCAAAUCGAUGCCUGCCAAAAUCCAAGAGCCAAUGUACACGAAAGCUGCAACUCCUAAAGUAAACAAGACUCCAGAACUCCAAAAGAAGACCGUCAAGACCCAAGAUUCCUUAACCAAGACGACUCCAUCCAGGGAUCAUAAGUCUGCACCCCGAGGGCACAGGAGGAUGUCCAGCCUCAGUCAGGGGGCUUUGCUGACUGACCUGAUGCACGUGUCAGUAGACCAGGACGACCUCGAGCCUCCGCCUGGCUUGGAGAGGAAGGUCAUAGGUCAAGAGAGAGAUCCGCCUCCUCCAUUGAAGCCGAAGGUAGAGCCAGAAGACAUACUGGACACUGAUCACGACUAUUCCUCGUCAGAGAGGAGAAAAUCAUGCCAAAGAAAAGAUUCAGAGCGGAAAAAGAAAGAAAACUUCAUUGUGGUGCAAAGUGACCUCUGGGACACGAAUACCUUCCAGUAUACAUGCCAGAAGACUCCACCACCAGUUACUACGAGUCACCACCAUUCUCCGAUGCAACGAAGUGUAUCAGAAAAAAGUCGACAGCAACCUUCUCCACAUCAUCACAGAGAAUCUGACACAAGAAGUAUGGAAAGAAGAGCUUCUAAUGCUUCAAUAAAUUAUGCUGGUACAACACGAGGUGGCACUCCUGAAGGUUAUCGAGAAGCAGAAACCCUUAGAAUGACAGAUCGUUUAGCAAAACGCCGAGGUUCUGAAUUCCCACAGCCAGUGAGCACCCCACCACAUCAAAGUCAAGCCAAGAGAAGGCAAUCUUCAGCUCAAGUAAGGCCUUACCAAGAAGAACGAAUAGAAAAAACAGAAACACCGCGAAGACAUGAUGAUAUUCCAAGAAAGCCUCUUCCUGAAGUUCCACAGGAAAAUGAUUCUUAUAAACCAGACCCUGACACUAUCAGGGUAACAAAAAGUCAAGAUUCUCCUGCAAAGAGGUUAAGGCAAGAAGCUGAGCCCUUGAAAAGGGCUAAAGGGGUUGGUGACUCUCCUAGGUUAACGCAAGCAUCACAUCAACCCAGGCCGGAUCAUCAUAAGAGUAGUCCAAAUGUAGCAUCUAGACACAAAACAGGUUCUCCAAAUAAUCGCGAAGAACGCAAGUCCGCCACUUACAGCAGAGGAGACUCUAAGCGCCAAGAGUCUGUGGAGCAGCGUAAGAUGUAUACCGCGAGUUCAGAGUCUGAACUGUUUGAAUGCGCAAUUUUACCCAUCUUUCACAAACUACUUACUGAAAGGCACAAAAGUCAGCCACACGGUCUCAAUCUUACUUAUGGUGUCAGUUGUCCGAAUAUUUCGAUAAAGUGCGAUAUAGUAGAGUAUUUGUAAAAGUGUGAAUAUUUUAGGACAAUUACGAACUUUGUUGAGGAUUGUUGUUACUAAUGUGAAACCUGCGAUGUAAUGAAAUGCAACAGUGAGUAGUGCCUGCAUAGUACUUACUUAAUGUGCACUCACUAAGUACAAGCUAAAGCCAGGUGGCCUAAUCAACAUAAUUGUUUGAUUAUUUGUUGUAAUUUACCGAGAUUAGGUUGUCGUAGCAUUUACUUAAACUGUUUUUUUUUUUGCGAGAUCUACCACUGCUAUGUAUCAUGCGAUAAAUUCAAAGUUAGUCCCAUUACUGUUAGUAUUGAUGUGUAAAUUCAAUAAAUUCAUUAUGAAUUAGGUAAUAUUUAGAUGAAUUUGUAAAAGAAAUGUACGUAUAUUUAAGUAAAUAAUUCAACGACAAGUUCGCUCACGGGUCUUUAAUAGUAAUUGUAAAAAGUAAAUUAUGUAACUUAUUACAUACCUCCUACCUUUUUUCAUACAUCGAAUGUGGGUAGUGCACAAAAUACUUGUUUUAUGUAACUAAACGCACAUUAAUUUCAGAAUGUUAAAAAAUUGUACAAACACAACAACAGAAACACUUUUUAACUAAGAAGUGGAACGAAAUUAAUUAUCAACUGUCAUUGUGGUAUUGCCUAUUUAUUAAAAAAAAAUUGUCUGUCAAUUAAUCCGUCUAAUUUUAAUUGAAAAAAAAAAACAACAAAGUUAAUCAGUGCAGUGCAUGAAACGCUAACUAGAGAGUUAUAAUAAUCACUAAACUACUUAGUCGAAGUUGAUCUUACUUUAUUUUAAAAUACCUAACUGUAAUGUUUUUUACAUUUUAAAGCACGGUAACUAUACUGUCCUUUUAUUUACCUACUUAUGUGAUAAUAAUCUAGUCAUUAGUUUUUAAUGUGUUCAAUGUAUUUUUUAAAUCACAUCCUUCUAUAGAAAAGGACAUUAUUCAAAACCCUAAUGCGAUUCAAUACCAAUAAAAUUUGUUAAGGUACCUCU